AUGGACGAUAAUAAUCGGAAUAACCCCCUGCAAAAUGGCAGAGCCACGCGAUCUUCACUAGCGUGCUUGUCCUGCCGCUCGCGUCAUCUCAAGUGCGAUGCGAAGCAGCCACGUUGCUCACGCUGCGCGGAAUUCUCCAGGGAAUGCCAAUAUGCCCAAUCACGGCGGGGCGGGUUGGACCGUGCAGCGUUAACCGAGCGGCGCAAGCGACUUGCAGCCAUUGAGGAUUCCAGGUUGAACACCAACCCGAGCCUGCAGCGAUCUGCAGGGUUGCAGAGUGGUGUCCAAGGUUCCAGUACUGGAAUCGUUGAGGUGGAUCUCUCAAACAGCUAUGGAGUGAUUAAUGAAACUAGUACCGGGGCUCGAUCGUCUAGUACUGGGUCCCUGAGCACAGUUUCAGUGCAGUUCAGCAGUAUUGAGAACGAUCCUUUGAUUGAUUGUUACUACAAGAAGUUCCACCAACUUCAUCCGUUCCUUUUACCUCAGAGAUAUCUGACAAGAGCUUAUCAAGAUCCGACGCGACAACACUCUUUGAAAGCGCUCAUUGCGAUUAUGCGUCUUGUUGGGAGUAUUUACAAGUCGCAUCAGUGGUCGACUCCAUUGCAGGAACACGCAGAAGCUGGACUUUUGCAGUUACUACCAACAGAUCCUGUCAUGGUCCAAUGUCGGAUGUUAUACUCAAUAGCAUUAUUCUGGUACGAGCAAAAGAGUGAAUCACAAGGUCAAAUGAACAUAGCGGUUCAAACCGCCCGUGACAUGGAAAUGUUCAAACAAGAAUUCGCAGUCAGGCAUGGAGGUGGUGAUCCGGUGUUACAGGAAAGCUGGAGGCGAACAUGGUGGAUGCUAUAUACCAUUGAAGCUUGUUAUCAGGGCACGUUAGGAACUAUGUUAUUCGAGGUUGCCAACGUAGACGCCACUGUGGAACUACCUUGUGAAGAAGCAGAAUAUGAACUUGGGGAUAUUCCCACACCGAAGACUUUAAAUGACUUUGACUGUCGCGAGUUUGCUCCCGAUGAUAUCGACUUCUCAUCGUUUGCGUACCUUAUUGGUGCUGUGAUCCAGACUGCGGACUCAAUUCUGGGUGCUUGGCUCCUUUUAUUGCCCAAGAAUCGCAAGCAAGUUUUGAGGAAGAACGGAGAAAUUGACGAGCUCAUGUUCCAGGCCCAUCAUCUUAUUCACGUCUCGUAUAUUGGCCUGCACCGUCCAUUAUCAGACCUCAAGUUCAACCCCGUGGAAGAGGCAUCAAGCUGUGCUAGGGAGCCGCCUGAAGAUAUUGCCGCGCCAGAUUUGGUGAACGUACACACCGUCCGCGUCUUGCGGUCCGUCGAGGCACAAAUCCGCCUUUUAGCAUUACCUACUGCAGAAUUCCACCAUAGCCCUUUUAUAACCUGCAUGGUCAGCGAAGGGACGCUCGCUCUUCUCUCUGCCUGUCACUUCCUGUUGAAAGGAAAAGAAUUGGCAAUUGCACGAGAACAAAUCCGGAUGUCUAUUGGAUGUCUCAAAGCACUUGCUGAGCUCUGGCCACGAACAGCAAGGAACGUGCGGGAGCUGCAGACGAUUGCCCACCAUGUGCUAGGAAUUGGAUCCAAAUUGACAACCCAGCCCAGUGAAGGGUCAGACUUUUCCAGUUGCCAGUCACAGGGGGACGCUUUUGGGUCUGAGACUGGAACAUCUAGCGACGACUUUAACAUUCUGCCUUCCUUGGGGUCUAUAGACGAUUUAUGUGGGUGGUAUAAUAUUGGAGAUCUGGAUCCAAAUAUUGCUUGGGAGAAUUAA
This is a messenger RNA of Penicillium pulvis, 1776 nucleotides long. RefSeq lists its product as uncharacterized. Gene Ontology annotation, biological process: regulation of DNA-templated transcription; DNA-templated transcription. The coding region runs from base 1 to 1776 and encodes 591 amino acids. The record is from RefSeq and is a predicted model, not a curated record. Lineage: Eukaryota; Fungi; Ascomycota; Eurotiomycetes; Eurotiales; Aspergillaceae. Gene Ontology annotation, molecular function: zinc ion binding; DNA-binding transcription factor activity, RNA polymerase II-specific; DNA binding. The transcript has 4 exons.